Diabrotica virgifera virgifera (western corn rootworm) is the source of this 1782-nucleotide messenger RNA. RefSeq names its product endosome-associated-trafficking regulator 1. The record is from RefSeq and is a predicted model, not a curated record. The coding region runs from base 350 to 1588 and encodes 412 amino acids. The transcript has 8 exons. Gene Ontology annotation, cellular component: recycling endosome; midbody; centrosome. Gene Ontology annotation, biological process: positive regulation of protein localization to cilium; regulation of cytokinesis; positive regulation of cilium assembly. NCBI's taxonomy places the organism in Eukaryota, Metazoa, Arthropoda, Insecta, Coleoptera, Chrysomelidae.
CACUAGGAUAAAGAGUUCACGUGCUGAAAUUUUAUGAUGGAUCAUUUUUGGACAAUUUUAUUAUAAUAAAUACAAAUGCAGAACAAUUUUAUCCAUAAAACUUUUGUUUCUCCUAAAUCUUUCUACUUGGAUGGUGAGACUGUCAAGACAAUUAAAAUCAGUUUAAAAAGUUCAAAUCAUAGAGAAACAACAGUAUUUCUCAAUGAUUCAAAUAUAGAAGACGAAUUAUGACAGACUAAUGUCAUUGUCAUGUCAGCGGGAACGACAUCCGUUGUCAUUGUCAUUGUCAUUUAAAGUUUAUUUUAAGGGUAAGGGUAUAACAUAAAAAAAAUUAAUAUAGUUUUAUACUAUGGCAGAUGAUGAUUUAUCAUUUAAAUCACACGAUAAUAAGGACGAUGAAGAUAAUUCUGAUUCAGAAGCAACAUCACAUCUGGAGCUAGAUUUAGGCGUUGACUCUUCAUUUAAUGUUAGAGAAUUCAAUAGGUUAGGGAAUCAUAAAGCAGGAGUCUCGGGAGUUCCCAGUUCAACCAACGUUUGUGAUAGUCAUAGGCGGGAAGACAAUCCAUUUUCUUUUAAACAUUUUCUUAGGAGUGACUCGACUAAUAGUUACCAAUCAAAAGGUGCUAGACCUAAAGUUUACGAAAAUCGAUCAGCAUCUACCGACUUUGGAAAUCACCUUCAACCUCGGUUAAUUCCAGAGUAUCCUGCUGCAUUACCAGAUUUUGUCCAGGAUCAUCUAGUUGUCGAACAGUGUUAUUUAGGAAAUACAUCAUCCGAAAAUUUUAAUGUUGACAUUGACAACUUGCCUGAUUUUACGCCUGCGCGGCAGAGUAGGAAUAAUGCUCUUAAUCCUGAGGUUACUAAUACUAAUAGACCCGUUCCGUUGGACUUACCUAUGCGAACUCAAGAAUCAUUUCCCUUGGACUUGCCUGUAGUCAAUACCCACUCAAAUAAUAUUAGGAUUGAAUCAUCAAAUAGUGAGGUCGGGAGUUCGAAGAGUCUUCCUGACUUCCUAGCUGAUGGUGCUGCUUGCACCCAACAAAGCGAAGCCUUGACGGUUCCGCAAAGUCCAGAGGGAGAGCUUGAAAGACUGAAGAAAGAAUUAGACAUCACGAAGAGACAGUUAGCGGAAAAGAAUUUAAUGUGUGAUAAUUUAAGUAGGGAUUUAGAAACUGCUAGGAAUAAAGAACAUGAAUAUACUCACAAUCUCGCCGGGGCGCUUGAAAAAGUGGAGGAUAAUUUAGAAAAGAGCAAUCGAAGAGCUGCUGCGGCUGAAAAUUUGGUGCUAAAGUUAAAACAAGAAAUCAAAUUGUUAACUUCUCAGCUAAAUGGCGUAAAAUCUGAAAAUCAAAUAUUACGCGGUGAAGGAGCUGCUGGCGGUUAUAAUACAUCUAAUCAAGUGCAGUUUAAUCGAUUGGCUCAAGAGUUACGGAAUGCCGCCGGUUCAGCGGAGCAUUCUCUAAGACAACUGCUUACUGGCGUAGACAACCUAAGAAUAAUGGCCGCUUCUUUAGAAAAUAUGCAUCGAAUAGAAGAAACCAGGGACCCCUUUUCAAAUUUUGAUGAAGACGCUGGACCUGCACUCUAACCUUUUAUACCAUAGUCUGUUUUUAAAGUAGUAUUACUAAGUAAUGUACAUAAAAACAAUUUUAUUUAUUGUUACAUUGAGAAAUUUUUGAUACAUGUGAUUAUAUUAAUUUAUUAACUACUAGAAUUAUUGUGGGCGCUGUAUAUAUUUAUACAUUUUUAAAAUAUCGCCUAUAAAGAUAUCGGUUUUUCAUA